AUGAAAACAUUAUGGCUCCUUCUCGCCACGAUAUUCCAUGUUUUUGCCCAUGAUGAGCUCUAUAUUCUUAUAGAUGAAGUCAGUUUAUAUAACUGUCGAGGAGUAAAAAAUGAAAUCACGAUAAACGAGGAGGAUAUUCAGAUAGUAAAUGAACGAGGAAAUCGUGUUUACUAUAUCAGAGCUCCUGGAAAUUAUUCCCUAGAUUUCAAGAAAAUAAAAGUAAAACAAAACUUUGGAUUCCUUGCCGGAGAAAUCGGAAUAACUCUUCAAGUUCCAGUGCUAGAAGGGCCGGCUGGUAUCCGUUUUGAUCUACCAUAUACAAUGAUUCCGGAGACAACACUUCUCAGUCAGAAGUGUGAUGAGUUCAGUGGAGUGAUCGAAAGAAAUGGACGGACGUACUGUAGGUAUUGUGAUCUUUGUCAAGUCUCUCAAGCAGUUGAGAAUGAAUUGGCUGCUGGAAGACAUCAGUUUCUGUCUCAUUCGGAAGGUGACACCCCAGUUUCCAAGUGCUAUAAUAUUGAAGCCAACGAAUAUGAUUUCCGUCGAACAAUCCAACUCCCAAGUCGUUCUCAUCUAGAAGGUCUCAUCAAGAGUAAGGCUCAUGGAAUUGAUGAUGAGAUUAAGAAGAGAUUGAAUAAAGGACGUGGUCGGUUCCAAGUUUUCCUGAAUUUGAUCACCUCCGAUAAACCAGCAAUUUCAAGAAACCGUUGGAUGGCUGGAUCGAAAGACUGUGACUGCUGUUUCAAUCGAAAUGCUCCUCACUGUGAUUCACUUUCUUACCUUUAUUGCAACAUGGAGGACUGCAAAACAGGAUGGGCUCUUCAGUGUCUUCACAAUUCUGCAAAGGUAGCAGCUUGCUACACGGUAGAGUUCAACUAUAGAAUGACAACAUCAUAUGGAGAUGUUCUUGAGUUCCUUCGGGAAAACAACUAUCCAAAUCAAGAUAGCCAUUUCACUCAACCAAAUCAGCCGGCAGUUCCAACAACUCGUCGUCCAGUGACACCAUCGUUUGAAGCUCGUCAAGCGAAUCAACUUCAGAUGACACAGGCAUGCGUGGAAUCAAUGCCAGCUAGAAUGACUCAUCUGAGAAGGUAUUGUACCAUUUUCUGGAAUGAAAAACUCUGUUGUGAACAUUGUCCGGAUAUCUGUUAG
Caenorhabditis remanei is the source of this 1152-nucleotide messenger RNA. RefSeq lists its product as uncharacterized. The record is from RefSeq and is a predicted model, not a curated record. The transcript is spliced from 6 exons. NCBI's taxonomy places the organism in Eukaryota, Metazoa, Nematoda, Chromadorea, Rhabditida, Rhabditidae. Bases 1 to 1152 code for a protein of 383 amino acids.